Messenger RNA from Beauveria bassiana ARSEF 2860, 4107 nucleotides. RefSeq names its product hydantoinase B/oxoprolinase. The record is from RefSeq and is a predicted model, not a curated record. Gene Ontology annotation, molecular function: 5-oxoprolinase (ATP-hydrolyzing) activity. The transcript has a single exon. Gene Ontology annotation, cellular component: cytosol. The coding region runs from base 1 to 4107 and encodes 1368 amino acids. Gene Ontology annotation, biological process: glutathione metabolic process. NCBI's taxonomy places the organism in Eukaryota, Fungi, Ascomycota, Sordariomycetes, Hypocreales, Cordycipitaceae.
AUGGCCCAAGGCCCCAGGUCUCGCGGAAUUCGCAUUGCCAUCGACCGUGGUGGAACUUUUACCGACUGCGUCGGCGAGCAGAAUGGCCAAGAAAUCAUCAUCAAGCUCCUCUCCGAGGACCCCGCAAACUACAAGGAUGCUCCUCUGGAAGGCAUCCGCCGCAUCAUGAGCCACUUCACUGGACGUGAUAUUCCUCGCGGAGAGCCGUUGGAUACUUCCCAGAUUGACUCCAUUCGCAUGGGCACAACCGUCGCCACCAAUGCCCUGCUGGAGCGCAAGGGCGAACGCAUCGCUUUGAUUGUCACCAAGGGCUUCAAGGACUGCCUCACCAUCGGGAACCAGUCCAGACCGAGAAUCUUUGACCUGGCCAUUCGCAAACCAGAUGUCUUGUACGAACAGGUUGUCGAAGUGGACGAGCGUGUCACACUGGAAGAUUAUGCCGAGGAUCCGGAGAGAACCGUCACCCAAGCCGACGCCGUGGCAGGCACCGAGGCCGCUGAGAAUAACGAGCUCGUUCGUGGACUAUCAGGCGAGACUGUUCGGAUAAUGACACGGCCUGAUCAUGAAAGAAUCACGACACAAUUGAAAGAAAUCUACAAUCAAGGAAUUCGAAGCAUUGCCGUCUGUCUAAUGCACGGCUACACAUUCCCUGACCACGAAGCUGCCAUCGGCAAGCUUGCCAAGGAAGUUGGCUUCACUCACAUUUCGCUUAGCCAUGAGCUGAUGCCCAUGAUCAAGCUCGUGCCCCGCGCUACAUCCGUCUGCGCGGAUGCCUAUCUCACCCCAACCAUCAAAAAGUACAUUGAUGGCUUCCAGUCUGGCUUUGCUGGCGGUCUCGGCACCCGAAGCGUCCAGGAGACGGAGGGCCCAAGAGGUGCUCGGUGCGAGUUUAUGCAAAGCGACGGUGGUCUUGUCGAUGUGGAAAAGUUUACAGGCCUCAAGGCCAUCUUGUCCGGCCCUGCCGGGGGUGUCGUUGGCUACGCGAUAACCUCGUAUGAUGCAAAGACCAAGAUUCCAGUCAUUGGUUUUGACAUGGGCGGUACAAGUACCGAUGUGUCUCGCUACGGAGAGGGUAGAUAUGAGCACGUCUUUGAGACCACAACGGCAGGCGUCACUAUCCAAUCACCUCAAUUAGAUAUCAACACCGUUGCCGCUGGCGGUGGCUCGCGCCUCUUUUUUCGCAAUGGCUUAUUCGUUGUCGGCCCCGAAUCAGCAGGUGCGCAUCCUGGGCCUGCUUGCUAUCGCAAAGGCGGCCCUGCAACUGUCACCGAUGCGAACCUUUAUCUUGGUCGUCUACUUCCUGAGUUUUUCCCCAAAAUUUUUGGCAAGAAUGAAGAUCAAGGUUUAAAUGUUGAAGCGAGUCGCAAGGUCCUGCAGGAGCUGGCUGAUCAGGUCAAUCGUGAGACUGGAAAGAACAUGAGUGCAGACGAAGUUGCUUAUGGAUUCUUAACCGUUGCCAACGAAGCCAUGACUCGCCCAAUCAGAUCUAUUACCGAAGCCAAGGGUCACGAUUCGUCUAAGCACAGACUUGCCACCUUUGGCGGUGCUGGCGGCCAGCAUGCGGUCGCUAUUGCGGAAUCCCUUGGAAUCAGCCAGAUUCUCGUUCACAGAUACUCCUCCGUUCUGUCUGCAUACGGCAUGGCUCUUGCGGACGUCGUUGAUGAAAGACAAGAGCCAGAAUCCUCGGUUUGGGUUGACAGUGGAGAUGUCGUCGCAGACAUGCGGUCGAAGAUGGAGAAGCUCAAGGAAAAAUCCCGGGCUUUUCUGAAGGAACAGGGCUUUGAGGAUAGCGAAAUCGCGUUCGAGGAGUAUCUAAACAUGCGCUACCGUGGCACCGAGUCUGCUCUCAUGAUUGUGAAGCCCACCGAGGCAGAGGCCAAAGAGUCCUUUGCCGGCAAAGACUGGCAGUUUGGCCAAGCCUUUGUCAAGCAACAUCGCUACGAGUUUGGCUUCACACUUGACGAACGAGACAUCAUUGUCGAUGAUGUCCGCGUUCGCGGCAUCGGCAAAAGCUUCCGCAACAAUGAGAAGACUGUUGACGAGCAACUCAAGACUAUCAAGCGCCAACAUGUCACAGAGUCGAAACGCCAUAGCAUACAGCAGGUGUACUUUGAAGGGGGACGUGCUCGCGCACCGAUUUACAAGCUCGAGAGUUUGUCCAUUGGCGACGUUGUCCCUGGUCCCGCCAUGCUUGCUGAUGGAACUCAAACUAUUGUGGUUACUCCAAGAGCGAAAGCCCUCAUCACUGCCACACAUGUCAUUCUCGAUCUGGAAAAGGAGGGCACAAAGGAUGAAACCGAAAACUCAGCCGAGCGCGAGCGCGAGGUUGAUCCUAUCAUGCUCAGUAUUUUCGGACAUCGCUUCAUGGCUAUUGCCGAGCAAAUGGGACGCGCUCUGCAAAAGACAAGUGUCAGCACGAAUGUCAAGGAGAGACUAGACUUUUCUUGCGCAAUAUUUGACGCCCAAGGUGGUCUGGUAGCCAAUGCUCCUCACCUGCCUGUUCAUCUGGGAUCCAUGUCGACCUGUGUCCGUCGACAGGCUGAGAUCUGGAAAGGGCGACUGGAGAAGGGUGACGUUAUUGCCUCGAAUGAUCCGUCAUAUGGAGGUACACACCUGCCCGAUAUUACCCUGAUUAUGCCAGCGUUUGAUCAGAGCGGAAGCCGUAUCCUUUUCUAUGCUGCAUCGCGUGCACAUCAUGCUGAUAUUGGAGGCAUCACUGCUGGAAGUAUGCCACCCAACUCUCGCGAACUUUUUCAGGAAGGCGCUGUCUUUAAGAGUGAGAAAAUUGUCAGCAAGGGCAAGUUUGACGAGAAGCGCAUCACCGAGAUUCUCUAUGAGGGUCCCGCGCAGUACCCUGGAUGUAGUGGUACUCGCUGCCUCGCCGACAAUAUCAGUGACAUGCGCGCCCAGGUCUCGGCGAACAAAAAGGGCAUUUCUCUGAUUGAGACUCUGAUUGAGGAGUAUGGCGAGGAAACCGUCCAGUUUUACAUGGUCAACAUUCAGAAAAAUGCCGAAAUGUGUGUCCGCAAUCUUCUCAAGGAGGUCCACAAGCGAUUCGAGGGUCGUGAUCUCUCCGCACUCGACUUUAUGGAUGACGGCUCCCCGAUCCAGCUGAGAGUCAAGAUUGAUCCUGAACAGGGCGAAGCCGAGUUUGACUUUGCAGGCACCGGUCCCGAGGUCUACGGAAACGUCAACGCACCGGAAGCCAUUACUUACAGUGCCAUUAUUUACUGCCUGCGAUGCCUGGUAUCUCAAGAGAUUCCUCUAAACCAAGGCUGUCUGCGCCCCAUCAACGUCAAGAUCCCGCCCAAGUCUUUACUGUCACCCUCCCCUGGUGCUGCCGUCGUCGGCGGAAACGUGCUUACCAGUCAGCGCAUCACUGACGUCGUUCUCAAAGCCUUUGAGGCUUGUGCCGCCUCGCAAGGCUGCUGCAACAACCUCACAUUCGGCUUCGGUGGCAACGUCACAGGCCAAAGCGCGGUGCGUGGCUUCGGCUACUACGAAACCAUUGCAGGCGGCAGCGGCGCUGGUCCUGACUGGGUCGGCACCAGUGGCGUGCAUGUCCACAUGACGAACACGCGCAUUACAGAUUCAGAAAUCUUCGAGCGCCGUUAUCCGGUGCUACUGCGCGAAUUUUCCAUCCGCAAAGACUCUGGCGGCAAGGGGCAGCACAAGGGUGGUGACGGCGUGAUCCGCGACAUUGAAUUCCGCAUCCCGCUGCAGGUGUCUAUUCUCAGCGAGAGGCGCGUGUAUCGGCCGUACGGACUCAAGGGGGGCGAGGAUGGCCAGUGCGGCCUGAACCUGUGGGUGCGCCGCGUGGAAAAGGCCGACUGGCAGCGCUCGAUGCAGUCGGUGCAGGGUGCGACGCAGCAGGAGCAGCAGGAGAAGGAGGCCCAGGGUGUCGAGUACGAGGAGCGGUAUAUCAAUAUUGGCGCCAAGAAUUCAGCGUCCAUGGCGGCGGGCGAUCGCAUCAUCAUCAACACGCCUGGUGGUGGCGGUUGGGGUGCAGCAGGUGAGGAAAGCAAAGCCAAGACAAGGGGCGACCACACGGAUUCAUGGAAGAAGGGCAGUGGCGCGACGCGCGAUGACGCUGCCCUGCAAGCAUGA